Molecule: messenger RNA, 1779 nt
Organism: Paramecium sonneborni
Lineage: Eukaryota; Ciliophora; Oligohymenophorea; Peniculida; Parameciidae
Source: the annotation of a GenBank genome assembly
AUGAAAUAAUAAAAUCCAUUUGCUGCCAAAUGUAUAAGCCAAUUAAAAUUAAGCACAUAAUUGAUUAUUAUUGUUUCAAUUCAAGUUCUAAUUAUUGUGUCAUAUGUUUUGGCUCUUAAUUUAAUUCAUCAUUCUCUACUCAUAAAUUAUUUAUCAGAAGUGUCAAAUCAUAUAUUUGAAGAAAAUUCAAAUCACAUUUUGUCUAAUAUGAUGGAAGAAUACCAAUAGCAUUUUAACCAAGUAUUUAAUUUAAGUAAAUAUUAUAUAUCUCAGAUUAGAUGGCAAUGCUUUAGUUUCGUUUCAUAGAUUGUAUCAUAGUUCUAAAAAUUAAGUGCUUUUACAUCCUCUCGAAAUAAAUCCACUCUAUCAAAUGCAAUAUGGAGGAACAACCAAAAUUCCAGACCCUCUAAGAAUUAUUAAAGGAUAUGGCAAUUAUGAUAUUUCUUAUUCUUUCAUGUGUUAUUCUAAUCUAUCAUCAUUUAAUCAACCUAAGACAAUAGAAGAAAUAGUUGGGGUCAAAUUACAAGAAUAAAUUCAAGCUGCGGCAUAGAUUUUUUAUUAGGGAAAUUUAAUAAAUCAGUCAUUUUUGUACUCUUACAUAAUUAAAGAAAAAAUUAAUUCCAUUUACCCUUGUCUUAAUAGAGAAAAAGCAAUAUAUACCUAUAUUGCUGAAAAAAGAGAUUGGUAUAUUGAAUUAAAGAGUAAUUAUGAAAAUAAAUCACCGUAUAAUAAAUAUAAUUACACAUUUACUAAGCCAUAUUUAUGUAUGAAUUUCAAAAUAAAUUUUAAUAGUAUAUACUGAUAAAAAAAUUGGUCUUUCUAUGGCACUUCCUAUAGUUGACAAAGAUUUAAACUUUAUAGGAGGAGUUGCCUCCAAUUUUUUGGGUGCUUAAGUACUAGAUAUGUUAAAAGUUAACUCUUUUGGAUUUCAAAUAAUUUAUCUAGUAUCAGAGAAAGGUAUAAUGAUAAUGCAUCCUUAUCAAGUAACAGUAGAAUAAUUACCUCUUUAUAUUUACAAUGAAAGUAUCACUGGAUUCAAUUUAACUGAUUGGGAAUAUAUUUUAGAUAAAAAUCAAGACUCCUCAUGUCCUAAAUUUGAUAAAUUUUCAUCACUUCUUAAAUGCAGAUACAAUUCUUAUUACAAUUAAGAAAUGAUUAUUGGCACACGAGAGAUUCCAGAGUUUAAGAUGAAACUUGUAAUGUAACUUUUAAAUUUGAUUAUAUAAUAGGUUGCUUAGUAGUUCAGAAUAUUUAAAAUUUUAUGAUGAUUUCUAAAUAACUUUAGAAUAAAACUUGCAUUAAACCACAAACAAUUAUAUAAUUUGGUUAUUUUCUUUAUUUGUUUUUCUUUGCUUUAUUAUUGUAUUAGCUACAUAAAUAUUGUUUCAUCCUAUUGAAUUGAUUAAAUAAUAAGCUAUUAAUUUAAUUAUUGAGCAAAGAAAAAACUAUUAGUAAAUAUCAUAAUUUACAGAAGUCUUGAUGAGUGAUUAGAUACUGUAUCUAGUUUAAGCUUAUAAGAUUGUACUGAAUAAAUUGGAAUCAUUAUCCUUAACUAAAACCAGCUAAUGCAAAUAGUUAGAGGAUAUAUAAUAUCCAACUAAACAACUUUCUAUAAUAUAAUUGGAUUUAAAGUAAAAUAUUUAAGAAGCCAAAGAAAUUUAAGCUUUAAGAUUUGAAUCAUUAAAAGAUUUUAGUUAAGAUUAACAAUUUGAAAAGGCUGCAGUUUAGAUUGUUAGAAGUGUUCUCAAACAACAAAAUACUAAAUUCCUUUUAUAUUGA